Messenger RNA from Impatiens glandulifera, 537 nucleotides. RefSeq names its product PLAT domain-containing protein 3-like. The transcript has 2 exons. Gene Ontology annotation, molecular function: protein binding. Lineage: Eukaryota; Viridiplantae; Streptophyta; Magnoliopsida; Ericales; Balsaminaceae. The record is from RefSeq and is a predicted model, not a curated record. Bases 1 to 537 code for a protein of 178 amino acids.
AUGGCAAUAUCAUCAUAUGAUCAAUUCUUCAUCUUCUUCCUCUUAUUUGUUUCUGCUGUUACAACCGCAAUAGCUAAAUCUGAUGAUUGCGUAUAUACUCUAUAUGUGAAAACCGGGUCCAUUCUAAAAGGGGGAACCGAUUCAAAAAUCAGCGUUACUCUCUACGACAAAAAGGAAAGUAGGAUUCAAAUAAACAAUAUCAAGAAAUGGGGCGGGUUAAUGGGUACACAUUUCAAUUACUUCGAAAGAAGCAAUCUUGACAUAUUUAGUGGAAGAGGUAAUUGUCUUGAGAAUCCUAUCUGUGCCAUGAACUUAACAUCUGACGGGUCGGGUCAUCACCAUGGAUGGUAUUCAAAAUAUGUUCAUGUAACCUCUACCGGGCCACACAAGGGCUGCGAGCAGCAGUUAUUCACGGUGGAGCAAUGGUUGUCGAAGGAUACUCCUCCUUACGAGCUCUCCACGUUACGAAACUCUUGUGAAUCUGAUGAUAGGGUUCGGGUAAACGAGGGUAAAGAUGUAAUUUCUUCGGCAAUGUAA